GCUUGACACAUUUGCAGUUCGGCAAUUGUCAAAUGUUGUUUUCUUUCGUUGUCCUCAAUAUUAUGACUUAAUCCACCGAUCAAAAGUUUAAGACACUAUUUCGUCUGGAUAAACAAGAUGCCUCCAAAAUUUGUUCGUAACCCUGGCAGUGGUGACUAUGCCUCUUCAAGAAGUGCUGAAACUAGGGCUUUACUAGAGGCAGGAUCUGACGAGGAAGAUUUCUUUCUACAAGGUCCCAAUGUGAAGACCAAUUCUCUAAGAGAAGACCCCAAGAUAAACAGACUCCAGAACCAGGUGGAUGAUGUUGUAGGUAUUAUGAAAGAUAAUAUGGGUAAAGUGAUUGACCGCGGCGACCGUCUUGAAGAUCUACAGGACAAAUCUGACAAUUUGGCUAGCAAUUCAGAUUUGUUUCGAUCCCGUUCCCGUGACCUGAGAAAAAGCAUGUGGUGGAAAAAUUGCAAGAUGAAGAUAAUACUGGUGCUGGUUAUUGUAAUUAUACUGGCAGUUAUAAUCAUUCCAAUCAUUGCGAGUCACACUGGAAACAAUGGGUAGUACAGGAGAGCUAACAGAGGCAUAUUGGAGAGCAGUGAUUGUAGCUGGAGAUCCGUGUUUAAAGAAACUGAUGGCGGCAUGUUUGAGAUCUAUAACAUUGGAUCUGCUAUUUACAUUACACUACCUGAGGGAGGCUCGGGUGCUACCCACCAUGUAUCCUCCUUCCACAUGCGAGUGAGAUAUUCUUAUUUAUGUAAAUAUAUGUGUAGAAAAACUUAUAUGUAACCCAGAUUUUUUCUUUUGUAUAUUAUUUGGUUAAAGGGGUUUGUUGUAAACCUAUUAUCCUUUAUCUGCCAUUUUUGCUGCUUCUGCAAAUGCUGGGUUCUAUUGCUUCUGGAAUGUUGACAGAAAUGGUUGAUCUGUUAGUGAAUGUGUGAACACGACUGGGUUUUUUAUUUAUUGAAAGUCUUGAUUGACAUAUCCUUAGCCUCGUCAUUAUUAGAAGGUAUUGUGUGAUCAACAUACCUCGUCAUUCUUGGGAGGUAUUGUGUGAUCAACAUACCUCGUCAUUAUUGGAAGGUAUUGUGUGAUCAACAUACCUCGUCAUUAUUGGGAGGUAUUGUGUGAUCAACAUACCUUGCCAUUCUGGGGAGGUAUUGUGUGAUCAACAUACCUCGUCAUUCUUGGAAGGUAUUGUGUGAUCAACAUACCUCGCCAUUAUUGGAAGGUAUUGUGUGAUUAACAUACCUCGCCAUUAUUGGGAGGUAUUGUGUAAUCAACAUACCUCGUCAUUAUUGAGAGGUAUUGUGUGAUCAACAUACCUCGUCAUUAUUGGGAGGUAUUGUGUGAUCAACAUACCUCGCCAUUAUUGGAAGGUAUUGUGUGAUCAACAUACCUCGCCAUUAUUGGGAGGUAUUGUGUGAUCAACAUACCUCGCCAUUAUUGGAAGGUAUUGUGUGAUCAACAUACCUCGCCAU
Molecule: messenger RNA, 1469 nt
Organism: Ylistrum balloti
Lineage: Eukaryota; Metazoa; Mollusca; Bivalvia; Pectinida; Pectinidae
Product: vesicle-associated membrane protein 4-like
Exons: 8
Coding region: 118-552 (144 amino acids)
Biological process (GO): Golgi ribbon formation; vesicle-mediated transport
Cellular component (GO): membrane
Source: RefSeq, a predicted model, not a curated record